GUACGACUCUGAAUUUGACGGGGGUCAUUUGGACUGUUCGUUUUUGGAGUACCUCGUCGACGCCGGCCGCUCCAGACCCUAACUUUCCAAACCCAAAGCUCCCCUCAACACACAUUUCUUCACUCAUUUGGCCCUCCAACUCAAUCCAAGAUGUCCAAGAAGGCCCCGUCCGAUGACGAGAAGUUCCUCUUUGUGGACAAAGACUUCCUGAACAGCCCCAUGGCUCAGGCUGACUGGUCCGCAAAGAAGCUGGUGUGGAUCCCGUCUGAGAAGCAUGGCUUCGAGGCGGCCAGUAUCAAGGAGGAGCACGGCGACGAGGUGCUGGUGGUGCUGGCUGACAGUGCCAAGAAGCUGACGGUCAACAAGGACGACAUCCAGAAGAUGAACCCGCCCAAGUUCAGCAAGGUGGAGGACAUGGCCGAGCUCACCUGCCUGAACGAAGCCUCCGUGUUGCACAACAUCCGCGAGAGGUACUUCUCUGGACUUAUUUACACGUACUCCGGCCUGUUCUGCGUGGUGGUGAACCCCUAUAAAAUGCUGCCCAUUUACUCAGAGAAGAUCAUCGACAUGUACAAAGGGAAGAAACGACAUGAAGUCCCCCCUCAUAUCUACGCCAUCGCUGAUAAUGCCUACAGGAACAUGAUGCAAGAUCGAGAGGACCAGUCCAUUCUCUGCACUGGAGAGUCCGGUGCCGGAAAGACGGAGAACACCAAGAAGGUCAUCCAGUAUCUGGCUCUUGUGGCCUCCUCACAUAAAGGCAAGAAGGACAGCAGCGCUCAACAAUCAGGAGUACAGUUUGCCUACGGGGAGCUGGAGAAGCAGCUCCUGCAGACCAAUCCCAUCCUGGAGGCCUUCGGAAAUGCCAAGACCAUCAAAAACGACAACUCAUCCCGAUUUGGUAAAUUCAUCCGUAUCAAUUUUGAUGUGACCGGCUACAUCGUUGGAGCCAAUGUUGAGACUUACCUGCUGGAGAAAUCUCGCUGUAUCAGACAAGCAAAGACAGAAAGAGCCUUUCACAUCUUCUACUACAUGAUCGCCGGUGUCCAGGGGAAACAGCGCGAGGAGCUUCUCCUGGAGCCCUUUAGUAACUACCGCUUCCUGAGCGCUGGUCACGUUCAGCUCCCCGGCCAGCAGGACGAUGAGAUGUACGAGGAGACCAUGGAGGCCAUGAGGAUCAUGGGCCUGACCGAUGAAGAAAGACUCGAUAUCCUGAAGGUGUGCUCCACCGUCAUGCAGCUGGGAAACAUUGAGUUCAAGAAAGAGAGGAACCAGGAGCAGGCCACCAUGCCAGACAACACCGUGGCCCAGAAGGUGUGUCACCUGCAGGGUAUCAAUGUGACAGACUUCACCCGGGCAAUCCUCACCCCUCGCAUCAAAGUGGGCAGAGAGGUGGUGCAGAAGGCCCAAACCAAAGAGCAGGCCGACUUUGCUAUUGAAGCUCUGGCUAAAGCCGUGUUUGAGCGGCUCUUCCGCUGGAUCCUGGGCAAAGUCAACAGGGCGCUGGACAAAACCAAACGCCAGGGGGCCUCCUUCCUGGGAAUCCUCGACAUCGCCGGCUUUGAGAUCUUUGAGGACAACUCAUUUGAACAGCUGUGCAUCAAUUACACCAACGAGAAGCUGCAGCAGCUCUUCAACCACACCAUGUUCGUGCUGGAGCAGGAGGAGUACCAGAGGGAGGGCAUCGAGUGGAGCUUCAUCGACUUUGGCCUGGACCUGCAGCCCUGCAUCGAGCUCAUCGAGAGGCCGAACAACCCUCCAGGCGUCCUGGCCCUGCUGGACGAAGAGUGCUGGUUCCCCAAAGCUACAGAUGUCUCCUUUGUGGAGAAACUCAUGAACACACAAGGGAACCAUAUCAAAUUUGCCAAAACUAAACAGCUCAAGAGCAAGACAGAGUUUUCACUGUUCCAUUAUGCUGGGAGGGUGGACUAUAACGCCACCGCCUGGCUGACCAAGAACAUGGACCCUCUGAAUGACAACGUCACAUCGCUGCUCAACAACUCCUCCAGCCAGUUUGUGCAAGACCUCUGGAAAGAUGCGGACAGAGUGGUAGGUCUCGACACCAUAGCCAAGAUGUCAGACAGCUCUAUGCAGAGCGGCUCAAAGACCAAGAAGGGAAUGUUCCGCACGGUGGGACAGCUCUACAAGGAGUCUCUGGCCAAACUCAUGACCACACUGCACAACACCCAGCCCAACUUCGUGAGGUGCAUCAUCCCUAACCACGAAAAGAAGGCCGGCAAGCUGGAUGCGUUCCUGGUCCUGGAGCAGCUGCGGUGUAACGGCGUGUUGGAGGGGAUCAGGAUCUGCAGACAAGGAUUCCCCAACAGAAUCGUCUUCCAGGAGUUCCGCCAGCGUUAUGAGAUCCUGGCUGCAAACGCUAUCCCCAAAGGUUUCAUGGACGGCAAACAGGCCUGCUGCCUGAUGAUCAAGCACCUGGACUUGGACCCCAACCUGUACAGGAUCGGACAGAGUAAAAUCUUCUUCCGCACAGGAGUGCUGGCCCAGCUGGAGGAGGAGAGAGAUCUGAAGAUCACCGUGGUCAUCAUCGCUUUCCAGUCGCAGGCUAGAGGCUUCCUCGCCAGAAAGGCAUUUGCCAAGAGGCAACAGCAGCUCACAGCCAUGAAGGUGAUCCAGAGGAACUGCGCUGCCUACCUCAAACUCAGGAACUGGCAGUGGUGGAGGCUCUUCACAAAGGUCAAGCCUCUGCUGCAAGUGACCCGGCAGGAAGAGGAGAUGGGUCUGAAGGAUGAAGAGCUGACGAAAGCCAAAGAAGGCGCUGUAAAGUUUGAAUCGGAGCUGAAGGAGAUCUCCCUGAAACACACAUCGGUUUUGGAGGAGAGGAACGCACUGCAGGAGCAGCUCCAAGCAGAGACAGAGCUGUACGCCGAGGCUGAGGAGAUGAGGGUUCGUCUGGGAGCUAAGAAGCAGGAGUUGGAGGAGAUCCUCCACGAGAUGGAGGCCAGACUGGACGAAGAGGAAGAACGUGCUCAGGCUUUGUUAGUGGAUAAGAAGAAAAUGCAGCAGCAGAUGCAGGAAUUGGAAGAACAUUUGGAGGAGGAGGAAGAUGCCCGUCAGAAGCUGCAGCUUGAGAAGGUGACCUGUGAGGGGAAGGUCAAAAAGCUGGAGGAUGACAUUCUGGUGAUGGAGGACCACAACAACAAGCUGCUGAAGGAGAGGAAGCUGAUGGAGGAGAGGAUCGCAGACUUCAGUUCCAACCUGUCGGAGGAAGAGGAGAAGUCGAAGAACCUAACCAAGCUUAAAAAUAAACACGAGUCCAUGAUCUCUGAACUGGAGGUCCGUUUGAAAAAGGAGGAGAAGGGUCGACAGGAGCUGGAUAAGGCUAAGCGUAAGUUGGAAGCAGAGUCUAAUGACAUGCAAGAGCAGAUAGCCGACCUGCAGGCGCAGAUCGCUGACCUCAAAGCCCAGCUCGCAAAGAAGGAGGAGGAGUUACAGAACGCCUUGGCCAGGUUAGAAGAUGAGACAGCUCAGAAGAACAACGCUCUAAAGAAGAUCAGAGAGCUGGAGGGACACAUCUCCGACCUGCAGGAGGACCUGGACUCUGAGCGGGCGGCCAGGAACAAAGCAGAGAAGAUCAAACGGGACCUCGGGGAGGAGCUGGAGGCCCUCAAGUCCGAGCUCGAGGACACCUUGGACUCCACUGCCACACAGCAGGAACUGAGGGCCAAACGUGAGCAGGAGGUGAACCUGCUUAAGAAAGCCAUUGACGACGAGAACCGGACCCACGAGGCCCAGGUUCAGGAGAUGAGACAGAAACACACGCAGUUUGUGGAGGAGCUCACAGAGCAGCUGGAGCAGUCCAAACGAGUGAAGUUAAACCUGGAUAAGGCUAAACAAGCUCUGGAGAAGGAGACGUCAGAAUUGACCGUGGAGGUGCGCUCACUCAACCAGGCCAAACAAGAUGGCGAGCACAAGAGGAAGAAGCUGGAGGGUCAGGUGACCGAUCUGCAGACACGCUUCACCGACAGCGAGAAGCAGAAGGCAGAGCUGGGAGAGCGCUGCUCCAAGAUCACUGUUGAGCUGGAGAGCGUGACAGUCAUACUGAACGAAGCAGAGGGAAAGAACAUCAAACUGAGCAAAGAUGUUUCCAGCCUUACCUCACAGCUCCAAGACUCACAGGAACUGCUGGCUGAAGAGACGCGUCAGAAGCUGCAGUUCUCUACAAAGCUGCGGCAAGCAGAGGAUGACAAGAACAGUUUGCAGGAGCAGCUGGAGGAGGAGAUGGAGGCCAAGAGGAACGUGGAGAGACACGUGUCCACCCUCAACAUCCAGUUGUCAGAUUCAAAGAAGAAGCUCGACGAAAUGACGGGAAACGUCGAGCUGCUGGAAGAAAAUAAGAAGCGUCUGCAAAGAGAUUUGGAGGCAGCGAACACGCAGUUUGAGGAGAAGGCCUCCGCGUACGACAAGUUGGAGAAGACCAAGAACCGUCUGCAGCAGGAGCUGGAGGACACGCUGAUGGACCUGGACAACCAGAGGCAGAAUGUGUCCAACCUGGAGAAGAAGCAGAAGAAGUUUGACCAGAUGCUGGCAGAGGAGAAGAGUAUCUCCAGUAAAUAUGCAGAUGAGAGAGACCAUGCAGAAGCCGAGGCCAGAGAGAAGGAGACGAAGGCUCUUUCCCUGGCCAGAGCUCUGGAUGAGGCCCAGGGUUCAAGAGAGGAGCUGGAGAGAGCCAACAAGUCCCUGAAGAUGGAGAUGGAGGACCUGAUCAGCUCCAAGGACGAUGUGGGAAAGAAUGUCCACGAGCUGGAGAAGUCCAAGCGAGGCCUGGAGGGGCAGGUGGAGGAGAUGAAGACCCAGCUGGAGGAGCUGGAGGACGAGCUGCAGGCGGCUGAGGACUGCAAGCUGCGUCUGGAGGUCAACAUGCAGGCCCUGAAGGCCCAGUUCGACAGAGACCUGCAGGGACGAGAUGAGAUGGGAGAGGAGAAGAAGAGGCAGCUCAUCAAGCAGGUCCGUGAGCUGGAGACAGAGUUGGAGGACGAGCGUAAACAGAGAACCCUGUCGACCGCAGCCAAGAAGAAGUUAGAGACGGACAUGAAAGAUAUGGAGGGACAGGUCGAGGCGACCAGUAAGGGACGGGACGAGGCCAUCAAGCAGCUCCGCAAGCUCCAGGCCCAGAUGAAGGACUACCAGAGGGAGUUGGACGAUGCCCACGCUGCCAGAGAGGAGGUGCUGACCACCGCAAAGGAGAGUGAGAAGAAGGCCAAGGGUCUGGAGGCCGAGCUCAUGCAGCUACAGGAGGAUCUGGCCGCAGCUGAAAGAGCACGGAAGCAGGCGGAGGCCGAGAGAGACGAGCUGUCUGACGAGCUGUCCAGCAACUCCUCUGGAAAGUCCGCCUUGGCAGAUGAGAAACGCCGUCUGGAGGCUAAGAUCUCCCAGCUGGAGGAGGAGCUGGAGGAGGAGCAGAGCAACAUGGAGAUCAUCAACGACAGACUGAGGAAGAGCACACAGCAGGUGGAUCAGCUGAACAACGAGCUGCAGACGGAGCGCAGCACCUCCCAGAAGAACGAGAGCGCACGGCAGCAGAUGGAGCGCCAGAACAAGGAGCUGAAGGCCAAGCUGCAGGAGAUGGAGAACCAGGUCAAGUCCAAGUUCAAGUCCUCCAUCUCUGCCUUGGAGGGCAAAGUGGUACAGCUGGAGGAGCAGCUGGAGCAGGAGAACAGGGAGAAGCAGGCAUCUGCGAAGGGUUUGCGCCAGAAGGACAAGAAGCUGAAGGAACUGAUCAUUCAGGUGGAAGACGAGAGAAAGCAGGCCGAGCAGUACAAAGACCAGGCGGAGAAGUCGAAUACCCGCAUGAAGCAGCUGAAGCGGCAGCUGGAGGAGUCGGAGGAGGAGUCUCAGCGCGCUACAGCCGCCCGCAGGAAGCUGCAGCGCGAGCUGGAUGAAGCCACCGAGGCCAGCGACGCCAUGAGCCGCGAGGUCAACUCUCUGAAGAGCAAACUCAGAGGCAACCCUGAGCCCAAGGAGUAACACAGCAGGCGUGGAAACGAGCCCUCCUUUGGCAGCACAUCCCGGCGUACUGGCGGAGGCCGAAGGGUGGUGGACGACGCCUCCGAGGAGGAGGCCGACUCCCAGGGCGACUUCAAUGGAACCAAGUCUGCGGAGUGAGGGACGUCAAAUAACCAAAUAUCAGCAUUUUCUUCCUUCUGCCACUUUACCAAAAAAUAACUUCAAGCCUAUAUAGUUCUUCCACAUCACAUCAAAAUAUAUCCCAGUGUUCUGAUCUGUCGUCUUGUUUCAGAGCACCUUUUCUUGACACGCAGUAGAGUGGUGCGGGAAUGAGUCUUAAAAUCAGGAAAUGAGUUAGCAUCUUACCACUUCUGGUUAGCUCGUCUGGAAGUCAACGUUUUUGGUUUGUUUGAAAUAAGGUCUGUGGCUAAUACACUUGAUGAAAUGUUCACAUCCUGUUCUGCGACAUAAUACACAUCAGUAAACAUCUACUGGUGAAAAACGGGGUUGCUAACAAUUGGCUAUAUAGAACUACUAGACGUCAUCACGUUGAACAUUAGCCGCCUUUAGCUUAGCGUGAUGUGAAGUCAUGUAGUUAGUUUAUGGCACAGCGUUAGUUUCCUCAUUCUGUGGAUUGCAUUUUUGCUUGAACUAGCAUAACAUUGGUGUUAACAUUUGGAGUGUAUCCCGCUGGACAAUACAUGCAUUUGCUACAGAACUUAUCUUCUUCAAUAUUCCAAAACCCUAUGGAAAAAACCCAUUGGCUUUUUGUUGUGGGAGCCCUUGCGAUGCUAACUUCCAGGUCAUCCUUCAGAAAUACGUCAUCACUGCACCACUUUAUAAUGAGAAGGACUUGAUAUCAACAACAGGAGUUGUGUUGGUGGCUCUGCUGAUGUGUGUUUUGCUGUUCCUUUUUGUGUCUUUUUAUUUUUACACUGUUUUGUACUACACUGAAUGACUGAUUCCUUCUUAUGCAAGGUUUGUACACACACAUAGGUGCCUCUAAUUACCACGCUAACCUGCCAGCAAAGCCUCGGGCCUCCACUAUAAUGAAGUUAAAGCAGAGACAUCGUGUACGUCUAUGGACAGGUCUCCCUUGAAAAAGAGAUCUAUGAUCUCAAUGGGACCAAUCUGGUUAAAUAAAGGUUUGAAAUGAAAUGGACGUGUAACCGUCGUCCUGUUGCCUGUGACUGCUGUUAGUGUUUCUCAGCAGCACUGCCACGUUGGAUAUGUAGAAAGAGAUCUAUAUACUUGCUCUGCAUCCAGUGAGUGCUGCUGUUUGUACUCCCAACAAUUAUAUAGCUGUUCAACAUUUUCUAAAGUCACAGUUUUAUAUUAUUUGCACCUGAUCUUUUGCCCAGAUAUGUUUAGAUUAGAUUGAGUCAAUGUUUUAAGUCAGAUAAGGUUUAGGGUGACCUUAACUAUUGGGCAAACCUAAUUUUAUAUUUUUGUCUGUGAUUUACUGUACAUGUUUAAAACAGCCCCUUAUUUCCUGAAAACCAAAUAUUUUGAUCAUGAUAUAUGUAAUCAGCUGAUGUUUACAGGACACCAAAUAAUAUAUGUUAACUGUUGAACCACCUGCACGAGAAAUAAAUAUAUUUAAAAAAAACACA
Molecule: messenger RNA, 7574 nt
Organism: Trematomus bernacchii (emerald rockcod)
Lineage: Eukaryota; Metazoa; Chordata; Actinopteri; Perciformes; Nototheniidae
Gene: myh11a
Product: myosin, heavy chain 11a, smooth muscle
Exons: 43
Coding region: 151-5982 (1943 amino acids)
Cellular component (GO): myosin complex
Molecular function (GO): cytoskeletal motor activity; actin filament binding; ATP binding
Source: RefSeq, a predicted model, not a curated record